AUUACAAUCAGUUGUACUAUGGAUUUGUGUUAGAGUGGUUGCUUGCGAUUAACAUUUACUUGUAACGAACGAAUACAACAAAACGAAAAUUUAAAUAUCCAAUCUUUGUCUUAUCCAAUCACUAAAAGAUUAAUGAAUAACCAUCAAUUAUAUACAUUGUAUAUGAUGUGCUACGUUGAGUAAGCAAAGAAGUGUAUAAACAUUACUCAUACAUUAAUUUUUGUGUAAAAAUGCCGUCAGGUCAGAGAGAAACAACUGUCUCCAUACCACUUACCCCAACGCGAUCAGAUUUGUACUGGAGAAGGAUAUUUAAUAAGUACGAUAGAGAUAAUGAUGGUCGCAUCUCAUACGUUGAGUUAAAGGCGAUCAUAGAGUCCAGGGAGUACGACCAUGAUUUACCAGACAACGUGGUUGAAAAGAUCAUGGCACUCGCCGAUAGAGAUAACUCCGGAUAUCUGGACUUCACGGAGUUCGUCGCCAUGAUGAAGAACCCAGAACUUAAGGCUGUAUUCGGACAUUUUGUAGCCAGAUAUGUUCACUCCAUCAUACCGCAUCGAGACCCAGUUGAUACUAUUGACAGGUGGCCGGGGCAAGGAUUUUGUGCGGUCUCAACAACAGAUGGCGUCCAAAGGCAAAAAAGCAUAUUCACAUACACAGACGGUACAUACGAAGAGGAGUAUAGCUGCUGGCCGCCGGCCAUAUGUAUGAUAUUGAUAUCCAUAGUCGAGAUAGUACUGUUCUGCUAUGACGCCGCCCAGGGGAAGACGGACGCCACCGGUCCCAUCGCCCAGAUAUUCAUAUACAAUCCCCACAAGAGACAGGAGGCUUGGCGGUUCUUGACCUACAUGCUGGUCCAUGUUGGUGUAGUUCACCUUCUAGUUAACUUGUUGGUUCAAUUGUUCCUGGGAGUCCCACUGGAGAUGGUUCAUCGCUGGUGGCGCGUGGUGCUCGUGUAUCUGGCGGGAGUCGCUGCUGGAUCUCUAGCGACCAGCCUCACAGAUCCUAAAGUAUAUCUAGCUGGCGCAUCCGGAGGGGUGUAUGCUCUUAUCGCAGCUCAUAUCGCGACCAUUAUUAUGAACUGGUCUGAGAUGGAGUUUGCGAUAAUCCAGCUGUUAGUGUUCUUACUUCUGGCAACGGUUGACAUCGGUACGGCCGUGUACGAUCGUUACUGGAGACACCUGCAGCAGAACAUCGGAUAUGUCGCCCAUUUAGCAGGCGCAGUGGCUGGUCUUCUGGUUGGUAUAGGAGUACUUCGUAAUCUAGAAAAGAGAACUUGGGAGAAACGUCUGUGGUGGGCGGCGGUGGUGCUGUACUUCUCGCUCAUGAUAGCGGGGAUAUUAGCCAAUGUGUUCUGGAAAUCACAUUUCCAAUAAAAAAUAUGCCCAACCUCCCCUUAGUGUAAACACAUGCCAUCUCUCCCCAACCACCCUUUAACUUAUUGAACAGUAUCCUAAGUAUUAUUAAUUUAGUUAAGACAUUGUCGAGAUUUUCCUAGAUUUCUCUUAUUUAUGUUCCUCUUUUUAUACACCAUACCCUUGAAGAAUUCGAAUGUUAAAGCAUCUUUGUAUGAAUGUGUGUGUAAAACAUUUAUUUUCCUAUUUCUUUGUUUGUGUGUGUAAUUAUAUAGCCACCUUCGAGAACCGAUUUUUAAGGUAUAUUUAUCUAAUAUAUGGUAAAUUUCAGCUUUACAAACGUAUUAAAUGUCAUAAAGUGAGACAAUACUUCUCUUUUUGUUAAAUUAAAAUUUUGUAUUCGACGUUCGAAUUUUAAUAUUUCUCUAUUAAAGAAAUGAAUAUUAAAAAAAUAUAUAUAAUUCCUUUAAGCCAACUGUUAAUUAAAGAAGUACUAACAAACUUAUUAGUCUUACUCAACGUUUGAAUAUUUGAGAGAUUUUAGGGGACCAAAAACAAAAAAAUCAACAAAAGCAUAUCGUGUUGGCAGCAGUUUAUUGCAAUAAAAAAGUAUUGUAUUGAGGUCCAUUUUGCAUAGUUCUUGAAGUUGACAAAACAGUAUUGUUAUUUAUAAAUAGCUUUAUAAAUUGAAAAAGUCUGAAAUAUAAACAUAUUUUUGUAAUGUUUUCUAAUGCUAAUGUAAAUUUUUGAAUACAUUUUUUGUAUGUAGGUAGCUAUGAACUAUAUAACAAAGAAAAACAGGUCAAGAAAUAACUUUACAAACUUUGUAAUGAAAAAAAAAAAAACUUUGUUUUGUUUAGAGUUAAAUUACAAAUACUAUAAAUGUUCAAUUGUUAAAGAGUAAUGUGUAUUUGUUUUAAAUAUUGCUACUAUCUAUGGCUUUUAAGUAAUUUCGGGUAAAAUUAUUUUCAUAUUGCGAAUUAUAUUUAAUUUAUUACCUGAUGCCUAAUGUUGCAACAUUAGUUUAGUGUUGCUAUCAUAAACGUAUAUUAUUUUGAACAACUUAUACUUAAUAAAUUUUGUGUAUUGUUUGCCAAAACAAUAAUUAUGCACCUAAGAUUAUUUAAAUAAGUUUCCAAUACAGCUAUGUCAUCUAAGAAAUGUAUGUUGUUGGUUAAUAGAAAUAUUUACUUGAAAAUUAAGUAGAUCUAUUAUCGGACCAUUCAUAAUCUAUGUGCCUUUCAAAUUAAAUUCAAUGUAUUCUUAAAAUUAUGAGAAUUUUGUUUGUAUUAAGUUAUUGUGCGGAUAAAUAUUUUUAAAUGAAGCCGGUGCCAAUCUUUAAGAAAAAUGGGAAAUCCUUAUAUGCUGUGCUUAUUUUUAGUGUUUGGUCUGUAGCAUAUUGUUUUUUUUUUUUUGUGAGAAUCGUAUUACACUGCCAUCAUAACACAGUUAUUCCUGAUUCUUGCAUUGUGUAUAGGAAUAUAUAAGAUUGUAUAAAAUCAUCACCGUCUUUUUAUAUAUCUACUCACCUGACCUUACAUGAUUAUAAACUGUAUUAAUGAUGCAUCGUUUGGCAAAAUUUAUUAUUAUUUACUUUCAUUUUUACAUACUUGUCAAUUAUCGCCUUGUUUUUAAAAUGAUUGUACAUAGGCUUUAUAAAUCGUCAAUUUCAUUAAAAAAAAUAUAUCAUUUAGUCUUUAGUCUUAGUUGUUGUUUAUAUCUUAAGGGUUGGUUACUUUAUUAAGUAUUUUUCAUUUUAAUUUAAGUUUAUGUAUGUUAAUUGUAUAAUUUUCGACCGCACAAGUUUGUGAUGUAGAUUGAAAUAAAGGCCAUUCAUAACAAAUGCU
Danaus plexippus (monarch butterfly) is the source of this 3199-nucleotide messenger RNA. It is a transcript of the gene rho-4, whose product is annotated as rhomboid-related protein 2. NCBI's taxonomy places the organism in Eukaryota, Metazoa, Arthropoda, Insecta, Lepidoptera, Nymphalidae. Gene Ontology annotation, cellular component: membrane. The record is from RefSeq and is a predicted model, not a curated record. The transcript is spliced from 7 exons. Gene Ontology annotation, molecular function: calcium ion binding; serine-type endopeptidase activity. The coding region runs from base 231 to 1373 and encodes 380 amino acids.